This is a messenger RNA of Tremella mesenterica DSM 1558, 786 nucleotides long. RefSeq lists its product as uncharacterized. The transcript has 5 exons. The record is from RefSeq and is a predicted model, not a curated record. Gene Ontology annotation, biological process: translation; ribosomal large subunit assembly. Gene Ontology annotation, cellular component: cytosolic large ribosomal subunit; ribosome. NCBI's taxonomy places the organism in Eukaryota, Fungi, Basidiomycota, Tremellomycetes, Tremellales, Tremellaceae. The coding region runs from base 43 to 696 and encodes 217 amino acids. Gene Ontology annotation, molecular function: structural constituent of ribosome.
CAUCUUCUCUUUCUCCCACCAAACAUCUAGAUAGAUUCCAAGAUGGGUCGUCGUCCCGCUCGUUGUUACCGUUACUGCAAGAACAAGCCUUAUCCCAAGUCGAGAUACAACCGUGGUGUACCCGACCCCAAGAUCAGAAUCUUCGAUCUCGGUCGUAAAAAGGCCCCUGUCGAUGAUUUCCCCUUCUGCUGUCAUCUCGUCUCGGACGAAUAUGAACAACUUUCGUCUGAAGCCUUAGAGGCGGCUCGUAUCUGUGCCAACAAAUACAUUGUCAAGACAGCAGGAAAGGAAGCUUUCCACAUGCGUGUUCGUGUCCACCCUUUCCACGUCAUUCGUAUCAACAAAAUGUUGUCCUGUGCCGGUGCCGAUAGGCUUCAACAGGGUAUGCGUGGAGCUUGGGGAAAACCUUAUGGUUCCGUCGCUCGUGUGAACAUCGGCCAGAUCAUCAUGUCUAUCCGAUGCCGUGAUCAACACAAAGCGGUCAUCAUCGAGGCUCUCCGACGUGCCCGUUACAAGUUCCCCGGAAGACAGAAGAUUAUUGUCUCCAAGAAGUGGGGUUUCACUCCUCUCGACCGUCCCGACUACGAGAAACUCAAUGCCCAGAAACAAGUUCUGACCGACGGCGCCUAUGUUCAGUUCCUCAAGCCAAAGGGUAAACUUCUCGACAACCUUCGUACUGCUGCUCGUGUUCAAUAGGUUUCGAGAUUGUAGCGCGUGCAUGCAUCUCUGGCCGGAAUUUUUUUCAAUACAGCAAGUAGCCUUUGAUUUGGGAAGUGAUUAUUCAGC